Molecule: messenger RNA, 1177 nt
Organism: Zea mays
Lineage: Eukaryota; Viridiplantae; Streptophyta; Magnoliopsida; Poales; Poaceae
Product: iojap striping 1
Exons: 5
Coding region: 123-809 (228 amino acids)
Biological process (GO): negative regulation of ribosome biogenesis; negative regulation of translation
Molecular function (GO): ribosomal large subunit binding
Source: RefSeq, marked provisional
CUCUUCACCAGUGUGCUGCUUGCUUAUCUCGUUCUGUCGUUCACUCGACGCGUUCUCCGCUACUCCUCGUCCUCCUGCCGAGGAAAAUUUUGCAGCGGGAGCUACUACUAGCUAGAGCUAGCAUGGGAGGUACAAGCGCCGCAGUCCCGAGCCACGGCCUCGCCUGCGCGCCCCCGGCAGCCGUCACUCUGAAUCCGCGGGCGCGGCGGCGGCGCGCUUCCUCGGGCAGCGGCGGCCACAGGAGCAGCCCCCAGCAGCCACUGAGGAGCGACCUGCUACCCCCGGCUACCGUCGCCUGCCGAGCUCGCUCUCAGUCUGCUUCCUCGUCUAAUGUGAACUUUGGGAGAGGGGAUGACGCGGACAAGUUGCUCGAGGAUUUGCUCAAACAGCAUGGCGAGGUGGUGUACAGCUCCGGUGGACCUCCGGAUCCCACCGUUGAGGCCGACGACGAUGCCGAGUGCUUGUCCUUUGCCGUCUCGUUGGCUAAAGCUGCAAGUGAGAUAAAGGCUACUGAUAUCCGUGUACUUUGUGUGAGGCGGCUUGUCUACUGGACUAGGUUCUUCAUCAUCCUCACUGCCUUCUCAAAUGCUCAGAUAGAUGCUAUCAGUUCCAAAAUGAGGGAUAUUGGUGAGAAGCAGUUUAGCAAAGUUGCAUCUGGUGAUACAAAACCGAAUUCUUGGACAUUACUGGAUUUUGGUGAUGUUGUGGUCCAUAUAUUCCUUCCGCAGCAGCGAGCAUUCUACAACCUGGAAGAGUUCUACGGCAACGCUACACCCAUCGAACUCCCUUUUGACACCCAACGGCAGUGAUCGUUGAUCGUUACAUCCGAGCCAGCGCUAGGAAGCAUCCCAGUGAAAAGUGAGAUUUUUUCGUGAAGCCAGCCAGAAGACAUUGUUACCGGCAUCUCACUAGUCAUCAGAUGUGGUGAGCUGCCCAGAGAAAAGAAACCUGCGGUGCGAGGUCGCAACUGACAAAACGCUUCCUACAACCGAAGCGGCGCGCUGCUCGCAGCCUCCGAUGCAGUGCUGAAACGGCAACUUGAUGCGAAAAUUCUAGGUUUCUGUUGUGUCAUGUCAUGCUCUGCAUACCCUGUGUGAACUAUCGAAUAAUGUUGGCAACCGCACCGCACCGCACUUGGCUUCCCAUGACCGGGAGGAUCAGUGUGUCGAUCCAGAAA